UAUUGUUUUUUGUUAGUAAAUGCGUUAGGAGUAUUUCUGCCAGUGUUCGGUGCAGACCUCAGUUGUAUCAACUUACAAUGAGUAUUCUCUCCGUUGUAGCUCAUCUCUGUGUUGAUUAUAUUUGAUGCUGGUGUAGUUGUUGUACUUGGACUCGGUUGAAUGUGUUUUUGUCAACAAUCAGAAGAGUCCUUAGUAUAUGUUUGUUUGAAGUUCUUAUGAUACCAUGUCGGACAGAUAGCGACAGUCUCACAAUAUGAUCCACAUAACAUCAUGCUGCUGGUGCCUGGGUUUGGAGGCCGGCUCCAAAAUUAUAGGAUAUCUUCAUUUGCUGGUUUCCUUGGGUCUGAUGGUGCUGUACUCGGUGACCGCGAGGGAGGCCGGUCUGAUGAUGGGUACGGUAGAGGACGCGGUGGACGGCCUCUACUCCAAGGUUUACUACAUCGCCGUGUCGCUCGCUGUGUUCACCGUCCUCCACGUGACGCUCGCUGUCAUUCUGAUCUGCUCUGUUCAUAAACGCCAGGUGACGGGUGUCCGUGUGUGGGUGUGGUCCAUGCUGUUCCUGCUGCUGCUGUCCUUGUCUUAUGUUCUGUACUCCAUGACCCUCGGCUUCACGUCCUCCGGCUCGCACAUCUUCCUCACCUUCGUCGAGGGAACCAUUUUCUUUUGUGUGCUGAUGUACUGCAUCCUGUGCGUCCACAGCUACUCCCUGUUGUUGCGCAGCUUCGAAGACCCCGUCUCGUGCGGCACUGCCGAUUACCACUAAGACACGGUUCUAUUAUAUUAUAAGCAGACAAAUGUUAUGCAUUUAUACGUUAUGUACACAAAUGAUUCUCUGUUAACUUAUGAUUUAGUUCAACAUCUCCGGUCCAGUUGGCUAAACUAACUCCUGUCAAACGGGAUAUUAUAAGCCAGUUAGUGCUUCAUUAACAUAAAUAUUUCUGUCACAGUCUAUGGACCUACUGGAGAGAGUAAUAUCACUGUAGUAAUGUAUCUAUCUAUAUGUGUAUAUAUUUUGAUAUAAAUUUUUGCUAUCCAUUGAUAACCGGGAGAGUUAGCCGUUUAUCAAUGUUCAUGUCACUGAAGUCUUAAUUGUCAAUGUUAUUAAGUCUACAAAGCUAUUUUGAAUAUUUUAUUCUAGUGAAGGCCAUUUUAAUAUAGUAUUAGUUAUAAGACCAAAUAUUAAGUCAUUAAAAACUGAUUUGUCUUAAGAUGACCGGACUGUCGGUGGCUGUUAAAUGAUGAAGCAGAAGUAUUAAGAAGGUUUCAUUAUAGAUAGGUCCUAUUAAUCAAACCAGAGUAAUGAUUCAAAUCAUGAAUAUUUGAAAUAUUCAAAUAUUUCAGGAAUUUUCGCUAUAAAUAGGUGUAAACGUGAUUUACAUUUGAAAAGUGCUCUUAAAAUACAAAUUCAAGAAAACCAAUUGUCUCCAACAUAUUAUGUAUAUUAAUAUAUGAAUGUGAAUGUGUUGUACCGACCUCGGUCAUAAAUGUAUUUUGAUAUUCUCAAAUAGUUAUUUAAGAAUAAUAUUCAUGUAGCGCCACACAUCUGUGUAAAUUAUUGUAUGUGUUGGUUGGAUCGAGGAAAUAUUGAUAACAAACAAUGACUGUGUGGACCAGAACAGACGUACAUACAAUACUAGUUUCCAUGAUCCUCCUGGUUUUGGUGUAAAAACAGGGAUGUCAUUAAUAUACAGCUACAUUUAUGAUAAGAAAAUACAACAGCUGUCGUGAAAACGGAAAUGUUAAUGAAACUAUGAUAAUACUUAAUAUUUUUAACGUAAAUGAUAAAAAAAUAUAUGUUAGUCUUCAACAUGUUACUUCUUUGUUAAAUAAUGUUUUAUAGUUUAUCUGUGAAGAGUGUCUUAUCUGUACCUGAAACAUAAUUAAGAUUUAAAGUCCCUCCGUAUCAAAGAAUAAUUUUUAUAUUUUAAUAAUUACGAUUUUAUAUGAAACAGAUAUAUAUUUUAUUAUACACAGAUCUGAGCAAACGGUUCUCAAUUACAGGAGAGCUAUGAGGGUAUGAAAACAUAAUAAAAUUUAAUAUAUAUAUAUACUAGGUGCGCUUUUUGUAUGUUAGGAUGUACCUCACCUGGUGUAAGUUGAGGAGUGCUUAUGGCUUCUUAUUGCUUUUGAUAUGAAAUAACUCACAUCUACUGAGAUGUGUUCUAAGAAUGAAUGUUACAUUAUAAUAUUAGUUAGAUGUUAGCUAUUAUUAUGACAUAAAACAAACAGAGUGCCACAAUCUAUAUGCUUUUUGAUGUUUUUACAUGUUUUUAAAGUUACCAAUCGAUGUGAUGACGUCACACCUUAAUAUUGAUAAAAUAUGAAAAAUGCUGCACAAAGUUUUAGCUGUUUUUGUUUGAUGUUAAAUGGGUGUUAUGUUAUUCAUUUAAAUGAUCUCUGUAAGGUUUUUCUUACAGACUAAGUGAGCCAUAUUUCCAAAGUUUUUUCCUGUUAUUAUAAUUUACUAUUAUACUAUUAUUAGUCAACAGCUAACAUUUUUGUGUGGAAUCUGUUCAGUCAUCGACUUCUUACUGAGCCUACGGAUUACAAUCAAAACUUGAUUUCUAUUAUGAUCUUAUAUUAAAUGUUACGUGUUAUGUUAUUCUUGUAUCUUCUAAGAUAGUUGUAAGCACAGAGUGACUUACCUGCUAUUAUAUUCGCUUAUAUACAUGUGUACUUUUUUUGUAAUUAUGCAAUUGUUAUUUAAAUGCUGGUUACAUUUUA
Danaus plexippus (monarch butterfly) is the source of this 2724-nucleotide messenger RNA. RefSeq lists its product as uncharacterized. The transcript has 5 exons. Bases 254 to 763 code for a protein of 169 amino acids. The record is from RefSeq and is a predicted model, not a curated record. Lineage: Eukaryota; Metazoa; Arthropoda; Insecta; Lepidoptera; Nymphalidae.